Molecule: messenger RNA, 682 nt
Organism: Emiliania huxleyi CCMP1516
Lineage: Eukaryota; Haptophyta; Isochrysidales; Noelaerhabdaceae
Exons: 2
Coding region: 177-668 (163 amino acids)
Source: RefSeq, a predicted model, not a curated record
GUGCAAAGGCAUCACAAACAAACGAGAAGCAGCGAGGCCUACGUCACUCGCGGCGCGCCCGCUAGGCGCCCGGGGCCUCGAGAUGAGCACGGAGAUCUUCGUGAUGGGUCGCGCGCCAGGCCGCGCGGGCGUCUCGAGGGUCAGAAUGCUCCUCGAUCUGCACCUCGCGGACGCGGAUGAGGUACGCCGCCAGGCCGCGCGCCAGCUUGCUGUCAAGCCCGAGACGCUCGCCAUUUCAUACAAGGACACAACGCUCGAGGCGGGAAAACCGCUCGUCCAGUACGGCGUCGAGGCGGGAUCGACGCUGGAUUUCGGGCCACGGCCGCACACGCACGUGGCGGCAGUGCCCGCGCCGCCGCCGUCGCCGAGCGGCGGCCCAGGUCUGGCUUCAUCCUCUCCGGCUCCCUUCUCGCUGCCGCGUCAAUAGUGCGGGCGCUUCCAUCUUGACGUGUCCCCUCCCCCCCGCCUCCCGAUCCUUUUGCCGGCACGCUCCGCUGCGCACCGCCGGGCUUACAAGAGUGCGCCGCUUCCCAGAGCCGCUCGGGAAGCGGCAGCACCGCCCUGGCAAGAAUGUGCGAUUUUGCGAGAGCGAUUUUGUUGCGUCUGGCCCUGCCUCGUGCCUGCAGGCGGACACCGUUUUCCUACCUGUCUCUUGUCUACGUUUCUAGAGUCUACUACCUCA